AAGGAGAGCGCCGCCCAGCGCCCAGACCAGCAAGUUCCGAUUGUCGGCCUGAGCACCCCGACAGAGACCCUCGCGCGGGCUGGGCAGCCCACUUCACCUGUGCAAGCUCUUUGUGCAGUGGGCGCCCAGCACUCCCAACUACUGGCAAAUCCCCACCCCAGCCCCUAGACGCCCCCGAAUUCCACAGGCUCUUGCAGGUGGUGCAGGCACCCCUGUUCUCCGGCGCCCCCUGCCGGGGCGAGGGAGCGCGGCGGUUGCGAAGGAGCCCGGCGCAGGGUGGGGAGAGCGAGCUCCGGCGCCGCGAAGUAGCCAGGAGCUUCCCCGAUGGUCCCGCCGCCUCCUGGGAGCCGGGGAGGAGCGGCGAGAGGGCGGCUGGGCAGGAGCCUGGGGCCGCUGCUGCUGCUCCUGGCGCUGGGACACGCCUGGAGCUUCCGAGAGGAGCCCGAGGACCGCGACAGAGAAGUCUGCUCGGAAAACAAGAUCGCCACGACCAAGUACCCGUGUCUGAAGCCUUCGGGGGAGCUCACCACGUGUUUCAGAGGUCAGAGCUCUUCCCGUUACUCCACAACCCCUGGCAGCAGUGAACUCGCACAGAGAAAGGUACAGGAACUCGGAGCGGUUUCCAGUUUUGCAAGGAAAAAGUGCUGCAAAGGAUAUAAAUUUGUUCUCGGACAGUGCAUCCCAGAAGAUUAUGAUGUGUGCGCAGGCGCCCCCUGUGAACAACAGUGCACCGAUAACUUCGGCCGCGUGCUGUGCACCUGCUACCCCGGCUACAGAUACGACCGCGAGCGACACCGCAGGCGGGAGAAGCCCUACUGCCUGGACAUCGACGAGUGCGCCACCAGCAAUGAGACGCUGUGCGCACACCUCUGUAUCAACACCGCCGGCAGCUACCGCUGUGAGUGCCGAGAAGGGUACAUCCAGGAGGAUGAUGGCAGGACCUGCACUAAGGGAGACAAGUACCCCAGUGACACUGGGCUGGACGAGAAGGCUGAGGGUGCGGUGAGGACAGGGACCUGCUGUGCCACCUGCAAGGAGUUCCACCAGAUGAAGCAGACAGUGCUGCAGCUGAAGCAGAAGAUCUCCCUGCUCCCCAACAGCGCCACAGACCUAGGCAAGUACAGCCCUAGAGACAAGGUGCUGGCCUCCAACACCUACCUGCCUGGACCUCCUGGCCUGCCGGGGGGGCAGGGCCCACCCGGUUCCCCAGGACCGAAGGGCAGCCCGGGCUUUCCUGGCAUGCCUGGCCCCCCAGGGCAGCCUGGCCCCCGGGGCUCCAUGGGACCCAUGGGACCUUCUCCUGACCUGUCCCACAUCAAGCAAGGCCGGAGGGGUCCUGUGGGCCCACCGGGGGCACCAGGAAAAGAUGGCGCUAAGGGGGAGAGAGGAGCUCCUGGGCCCAGAGGGUCUCCGGGACCCCCUGGUUCUUUCGACUUCCUAUUGCUGAUGCUGGCUGACAUCCGCAAUGACAUCACUGAGCUGCAGGAAAAGGUGUUCGGGCACAGGACUCACUCUCCAGAAGAAGAGUUCCCCUUACCUCAGGAGUUCUCCAGCUACCCAGAAGCCAUGGACUUCGGCUCUGGAGAUGAUUAUCCGAAAAGAACUGAGACCAGAGACUUGGGAGCCCCUAGAGACUUUUAACCUUAGCACACCCCAACAUCUUCACACCCAAGGAAAAGAAGGCUGCACCUGCAGUUAAAUCAGCUGAAAGAGGGCAAGGGGAGCACACUACUGGAAAUCUAGACACACACACACAGUUUUAUCUUCUUUAUGCCUUUUUUGCCUCUGCUUUCUUCUCUUCUUCCAAAUCCUGUUUCCACAAUUCCCUGUUGGAAAUACAGAGAGACUCACAUGAGUAAAUGAUUCAUUUGCAUGCUUCCCACAGAGCCCCAGAGAGCCAGUUGGGAUGAUCUACACUGGAUCUUUAGUUUUGGUUUUUGUUUUUCAAGAUUUUUUGGAUUCUGAACUAGGUGCUCUCACUUUACCAUGGCACAAUGAGAGAGGGAGGAAGGGAGAGAGGGAGAGAGAGGGAGAGAGGGAGAGAGAGAAAUAGCAAAGUGAACUUUGAAAAAAUAUGAGUUGACUUUUGACUUUUAAGGGAAAGUUAUGUGCCCCCAAAUUGACUAUUCUUCAUUGGUGUCAAAAAUCAAGCCUCUUGAUUUAAAUAGUGGAGUGAAUGAUGUGUAUUUACUUUGAUAGAGAUCCUCCUCCUUGUCAGUCUAAAGGGCUUUGGACUUUACUCUUGUGUCCCAGCUUGUUCUCCAAAUUUGGCUUAAAGGAAGGUGAAGCAUGGGUGCAAAAGGAGAUGGAGAAAAGUCACAGUCAUAUGUUUACUGUCACAUGGCUUUAAAAACCCAAUAUGAUCAUUAAUUGUUGACACUAUACUGAUCUGUCAGUAUGCUAGUUGGAGUGCAGUACUCGAACUGUAGGAAUACAUCUUCUUUUUAAGAUAAAGUUAGUGGAUGUCGGAUGGCGCGUCUUGAAUCACCGGAGAGUGAGGGGCUGAUGGUAGACUGGUCGGAUGAGUGACUUGCUCGAUUUCACGUUAUUUGUUCAGUAGAGUGACUCAUCCCUGAGGACAGAUGCAGAAUUCUCUCAUUCAGAUCAAGUACCCAGAAGGUGCUGCUAGACCAUAAUCUAGGUAGAAAGAGUGGACAGUGGAGCUCCAUCCAGGCUACAAGUUUGUUGACAUGGGAUGUUAGCAAGAAGGGAAGGGAACCUUGGACAAGGAGCCCACUGAGUCUCAGCCUGGGGCCAUGGGUGGCUGCCAACAUGAAGAAUAAAGUAGUAGUACAAGCUCUCUUGGGGGCUAGGAAUGCAUAGCUGGCUUUGUGCGGGACCCAGGUUUAAACCCUGGCACCACAUGGAAGUACUGCAACACCAGGAGAAGCUCUUGGCAGCUUUCACAUUUCUUCAACUUCUCUCAUUGGACAUGGAGAAGGAGUGGCUCUGUACCUACAUGUCCAGGCGCCCUUCACCCUACACUGAAUCUCACACAGUCGUUAAUGUGCUUCUCAUGUUUUCCCCACCCUGGGACUUCCCCUAGUAGUUCUGGAAGGUUUGUGUUUAGUUUCCUUUCUCUCAUCUCCUUUUAGCCUCUGUCAUUUCACUGCAUUCCCAGGGAGGCUUACUUGAAGAAAACUGCUAGCUGGUGCUUGCAGGGGACCCUUCUCUUCUUUCUUAAACACAGUUGGAAGAGGCUGUGUGAGCAGACUCCGCUGCAGCCCUACAUCCCCUCACACUCGUCCUGUUAAAGACACUCAGACCCGAAACAUUGUCUACACUUGGCUCUUCUAGAUUUAUUUUCCCUACUCCUGUAUUCCCAACUCUUGCAAAAUCCUGGAACAUUAACGUUGAAAACAAACAUACUCAGAGCGCCUUUUCAUCUUCCCCACACCCUCCAUCCUGCCAGAAUCUGAUUUUCACAGCAGAACCAACCAGCCAGCCAGAAGAGAACAUGAACAGUGAAACAGCAGCUGACCCUCACCUGGAAUUCAUUCCAUGCCGCCUCCCUUGGAGCUCAGCACUUCAAUGCGCGCCUGGGUGAAUGCUGCGGAAAAGUUAUGCCCAGCCCCCGCGUAGACCACUGGGUCAUCUCUGUGGGUUUUCUCUGAAGUAGUGAGUGUUGUCGCCUCCUCCCACCCUGCCCCUUAACAGUACAUUGUGCUCAGAAAUAGCAUCUGUGUUGUCUAAUGCUCAUCAAAUGCAACCAAACUCAUCAAAUGCAAAUGUGUGUGUGUGCCUGGCCAUGGUAGAAUGCCGGUAGGUUUCCAUAUUAAAAAGAAGUAUUAAAAGAAUGCUGGUAGGUUUCCAUAUUAAAAGAACGAAAUGAGGGACCAGGCAGUGGCACACCUGGUAGAGUAACUGUGUCACUGAUACAAUGUCUAAGGACUCAAGUUCAAGCCCCCAUUCCUCACCUACAGUGGGAAGCUUCACAAGUGGUGAAAUGGUGCUUCAGGUCUCUUUCUCCCUCUCUGUCUCUCCCUUUUAUCUCAAUUUCUCUCUUUCUCUGUCCAGUAAGUAAAUAAUUUUAAAAAGGAGGGGGCCAGGUUGUGGUGCACCCAGUUCAGCACACACAUUAUAGUGCUGAAGGAUGCAGGUUCAAACCCUGGUCCCUACCUGCAGAGAGAAAGCUUCUUGAGUAGUUAAGCAGUGCUGCAGGUAUGUCUGUCUCUUUCCCUCUCUACCUGCCCCUCCCUUCUCAAUCUUUCCCUCUAGCUCCAUUAAUAAACAAUAAUAAUAAUAAUAAAGAUAACCAGGUUGAGCACACAAGUUACAGUGCUUAAGGACCCAGGUUCAAGCCCCCUGUCCCCACCUGCAGGGGGAGAAGCUUUUCUAGUGGUGAUGCAGUGCUGCAGGUGUGUCUCUCCCUCUCUACCUCCCCUUCUCUCUCAAUUUCUGGCUGCUUCUAUCCAAUAAAUAAAGAUGCUUUUUUUAAAAAGAGAAUUUUAAAAAUAGUAAUACUAAUAAUAAAGACAGAUAAAGAAGAAUGAAUUGAAGGUUGUCAUCGCUGGGGUGUGUGCCAAGUUAUAUUCCCCAGAAAACACACAGUCACCUGAAUUCUAUAAUCACAGCCUGCUGAGCCAAGACAACUGAUGAAAUUAUCUCUCGGUUUUCAGAAAGCUGGAGUACUACCACAGGACCUCAUAUGUACUCUGUAUAGUGGGGUGACAGUCUGUAAAGACGAAAACAUACUGGAUUCUAGUGUAGCGGGUCUGUAGCUAUCAAACCUUAAUAAAAGAGCCAUCUGCAGGGUAUGGAUUUUGCUACCUUUUUUUUUUGUUUGUUUUUUUCUAAAUCACUCUGUGCCUCCUGGGAGAAAGGAAAGAUCUUUGUAUAGCUCCUGAGCCUCUUAGAAAUGUUGACUUCCCUUUUUUGCACCAGAUAAGCAGGACUUAGUAGACUGCUUCUCUGUCUAAGAAUAGCAACAGUUACAGACAUCUGCUGCUGCUGCUGUCAGUCUAGGCGAGCCCCCAGCCCCGGCUCCAGCGGAAGUGCUUGCAACUCUUAUGUGCCCAAUUGCCCAAGGGUGCCAGCCCCACAGCCACAUAGAUUAAUCACUGUUACCCUGCCAAAUACCAGGGGAACGGUGUCUGGUGCUGGCCAUAUUCUUUCCAGAACUUUCCAGAGCUUAUGGCUACUGUUGGCUUAUAAGCUCUGUUUCCAAGCCAUGGCAGAAAGGUAAGCGCCACAACUUGGAACCAGGUCUCCCCUUAGGCUGAUAGCAAGCCCUCAUCAUACGGUGGGUAUCUAUCACACCCCACCCCUCCCACCCCCCUCUCCUGGCCUGUCAGAGAGGGGACAGGGACGGCAGCCUCCUUGGGCAAACAUUCACAUCUUGAGUUUCUUGAGAAAGAAAUUCACUUACAGGAACCUAGGCCAAGCAAUGAGUCAAGCAGAGCCACUGAAAGUUACUAGUAAGGAAUUCAGGGAAAUAGAUUAUAUAUAUAUAUUUUUUUUUUUCCUGGCACAACCAACAUGUAUAUUUCACAAUAACAAGAAAUAAUUACUAUUUUCCAUUUGGGGGAAGAAAAAAAAGGACCAUGGCUGUAAUUGCUAAAGCAAAAAAUCUUAGACUCCCCAAGCUGUUUGCACAAUUGUCCCUGCGUGAGAGAAAUUAGCAACAAGAUCCUUUGACACAGCAUUUUUUCCUGAGACCCCCCCCCACCCCGCCCAAAGCAAGUACCCUGAGGAAUUUGGUGUGUCAUGAUCGUCUGUAUCUCUCAGUGACCCAGCCAAGCUACAUCUUAUUUAUAACAGCCCCAUGUAAUGGUCGAGCUAGGAUUCAGUUAUGAAUGUGUUACCAUGAAGUGCUUUUCAUGAAAUUGUAUAUGCUUAAUAAACAAAGCUAUUUUUCUUA
Molecule: messenger RNA, 5860 nt
Organism: Erinaceus europaeus (western European hedgehog)
Lineage: Eukaryota; Metazoa; Chordata; Mammalia; Eulipotyphla; Erinaceidae
Gene: CCBE1
Product: collagen and calcium binding EGF domains 1
Exons: 12
Coding region: 325-1641 (438 amino acids)
Molecular function (GO): calcium ion binding
Source: RefSeq, a predicted model, not a curated record